ACUGCUAUAACUUAUAUCGAGUCACCCGUUACUAAGCUUAACCAUGGGAUGGUGUGUACAUGUUCGGCAUCCCAUAACACAAACAAUUAUAUGCAAACGGUUGAUCACAUACUUAAUAUCAUUUUUCCACCAGAUGAAAAGCCAAAAGUACGCCAAUACAUUUCUGGACCGAUAGAUAGCGGGACAUCCGUUAAAUUAAUUUGUUCUAUUGCCGGCGGCAAUCCAUUGAGUACUCUCUCAUGGGACUGUCCAGGUAUCAAUUCAAACAACUCGACUGUAAAUACAGCAGUUUUGGAAGUUGAGUUUACAGUUGACAAAAACUACAAUGGCAGGAAUUGCAGUUGUUCUGCUACCCAUCCUAUUGCUACUUACAGGCCAAAAACAAGACAUGAACUAGUUGUGUAUUUUCCACCAGGUAAACCGAACUUGAUUAUGAAACCUGAAAUGCCUUGGUUCAUCGGAAACACAACAGAAGUGCAGUGUUUAUCUACAGUAGGUAAUCCCGAGUCCACAUUUGAAUGGAAAACAGAUGACAUAAUAUUGAAUGUAAAUGAGUCUGAGUUGAGUCUAGGACCGUUAACGAAACAUGACAAUAUGAAAACUAUUACAUGCACAGUUUCUAAUGAGUUUACCGAAAGACAGUCAAUAGUACUUACAUCAGAUAAUACUCUACUAAACGUUGAAUAUUUUCCUGAUAUUACCAUUGACAAAUCUCCAGAACAUAUCAUGGAAGGCAACAAUGCAACUAUAGUAUGCAGUGCUAGAGGCAAUCCUGUUCCUCACGUUCAGUGGUUUCAGCUAGACAAUAACAUAACAGAACCUCAAAUUAACCAGUCUGUUCUACAUCUGUUAAAUGUUGAUCGUUUAUUAGAUGGGAUGAUAUAUUCAUGCAAGGCAAUGUCCAGUUCUAACAAAUUUGAUUCUCUUUCAUCCGAGAAAACGACAAAAGCUAUAGUCUAUUAUACUCCCAAUAUAACAAAUCUCGAAGUUUUAAAUGGACAGACAGUAUCUGAAAACGAAGCUGUUACAUUGCGUUGUGAGGUUGACAGCAAUCCAGCAUCAACUCUCACGUGGCGGUUUGUAGGCAAUCCGAGCAUUCUACAAAAACAAGAUGAUGUGUCUUCCAGUAAUUAUAUCAUACCAAAAAUUAAGUGUGUCCAAAUGGGAACAUAUCAAUGUCAGGCUACAAACAGAAUUAAUGGGACAACUUCUAUCGAUAUAAAAGAUAUAGUUGUAUAUGUUUUAUGUAAGUAA
Messenger RNA from Mytilus trossulus (common blue mussel), 1254 nucleotides. Its product is annotated as basement membrane-specific heparan sulfate proteoglycan core protein-like. The transcript is spliced from 5 exons. Gene Ontology annotation, molecular function: cell adhesion molecule binding. Gene Ontology annotation, cellular component: cell-cell junction; plasma membrane. NCBI's taxonomy places the organism in Eukaryota, Metazoa, Mollusca, Bivalvia, Mytilida, Mytilidae. Gene Ontology annotation, biological process: cell-cell adhesion. The coding region runs from base 49 to 1254 and encodes 401 amino acids. The record is from RefSeq and is a predicted model, not a curated record.